AUGUACCGGUCAAAUAAAAAGGCGUGGAUGACAGGUGUAUUGUUUACAGAGUGGUUGUUAUGUAUCGAUGUAGAUAUGAAAAAGGCAAAUCGAAAAAUGUUGAUGUUCGUUGACAACUGUACCGCACACAAUAAUAUUCCUCAUCUUGAAAAUAUAAAAAUUUAUUUUUUACCUCCCAACACUACAUCAACUCUCCAACCACUAGACCAAGAAAUAAUAAAAAAAUUUAAAAUGAUGUAUCGAAAGGAAAUUGUUCGAGAAGUGUUGGCGUGCAUGGGUGAUGUUCCAUGUAAAAUUUCUAUACUCACUGCUAUGGAAAUGGUACACAAAGCAUGGGAAAAUGUUAGUGCACAAACCAUCGUGAAUUACUUCAGAACUUGUGGUUUUAUUAAGGAUGGACAGAAAAUUGGUGAAGGUAUUCCUGUUCAAAGUGAAGAGGUUGAAAUUCUGCUUAGCACAUGGAACAGACUAGAAGUUCCCGUAUCAUUUGAAGAAUUUGUUCACUUUGACGGUAAUGUCGCAACUGCUGGUACUUUUACUGACGAGGAAAUUAUUCAAUCUACUUCAGUCAAUCAGCACAAUUCUGACAAUGAUGACGAGGAAGAGGAGGCGGAGGUUCCUGUCAUAUCGUUAAAAGAAACAAAAUUUUUUAUGUCAGGAUUACGUCAAUUUUUUGAACAAUCUGAAAUGGACGAAAAAAGAUGCGAUACAAUUUUCAAUGCUAUUAUUAAGUUAGACAAUGCUAUGGACCAGAUUGCGACCAACAAUUUUUCACAAAAAAAAGAUGAGGCUGGAGAUCUAUCAAAUAAAUUUGUCAUCGGGAGUUAA
Sipha flava (yellow sugarcane aphid) is the source of this 828-nucleotide messenger RNA. Its product is annotated as tigger transposable element-derived protein 6-like. NCBI's taxonomy places the organism in Eukaryota, Metazoa, Arthropoda, Insecta, Hemiptera, Aphididae. Gene Ontology annotation, cellular component: nucleus. The transcript is spliced from 2 exons. Bases 1 to 828 code for a protein of 275 amino acids. Gene Ontology annotation, molecular function: DNA binding. The record is from RefSeq and is a predicted model, not a curated record.